GUUUCAGCCAGAUUUCAGACACUAGUUUUAGUUUGAGUAGUCGGCAUCAGUGCUGGUUAACUGAGGGUUAACUUGUCAUCACUAUGAGCACUAGUACUAGUGAUGGUAAUGGUCAGUGUGAGGUGCUCAUAUCUCUGCACAUUCCUUUCUGUGUGCGACACUUUCUCCUCAGCGCUGAUAAUGCUCAAGUGCUUCUAAACGGGGAAGCGGCUCUGAUAAGGUCUGUUCCAGAGCAGAAGCUGGUCAGUCGAGCUGAAGCGUUGCUCCGGUCAGCUGUGUCCAGCGCAGUGCUCCGAGCUCCUGUUUCAGUCAUGUCUGCUGAAGAAGCUGCUGGACCCAUGGAUGGAGGUGUGGAGCUGACCACUGAGGAUUCACCAGCAGCCGUCACAGCCGGUCCAGACCCGAGUUCUGAUCUGAGUUCUGAUCUGAAUCCUGAGCCAAAACCUGAUUCGAGUCCUGAUCCGGAUCCUGAUCUGAAUCCUGAGCCAAAACCUGAUCUGAAUCUUGAUCUGAGUCCUGAUCUGAGUCCUAAACUGAAUCCUGAUCCAAGUUCUGAUCCGAAUCCCGAUCCGAAUACUGAUCUGAAUCCUGAGCCACUACCUGAUCCGAAUCCUGAUCUGAGUCCUAAACUGAAUCCUGAUCCAAGUUCUGAUCCGAAUCCCGAUCCGAAUACUGAUCUGAAUACUGAUCUGAAUCCUGAACCACUACCUGAUCCGAGUCCUGAUCCGAAUCCUGAUCUGAGUCCUAAACUGAAUCCUGAUCCAAGUCCUGAUCCGAAUCCUGAGCCAAAACCUUCUGAUCUGAAUCCUGAGCCAAAACCUGAUCCGAGUCCUGAUCUGAGUCCUGAUCCAAGUCCUGAUCCAAAUCCUGAUUCGAACUCAGUGGCCCGUGAGGUCACACACACAGAUGAUGGAGGAGAGAGCGUCUCAUCAUCUCACCGUGAGAGGAAGAAUAACGACGGCAGAAAGAAGCUGGUGAACGGCGUGUGCUCGUGUGGUCCUGAAACAUUAGAGAUUCUACACGCUAAACACGCCUCACAGCUGUACAGCGAGACGCUGUACCGUGAGGACGGACGCAGGGAUCUGUGUGUCAAUCUUUACUCACUGAUGCCCGACACGCCAGACACGGAGUUCGCUCGAGAGAUGAGGGACCUGCAGAGCGAGGUCAGAUAUAAAGAGGACGGGAGGAAGAAGCUGUCGUGUAGUCUAUACUCUCAGCUGCCCAACACGACUGACACGCAACACGCCAAACACAUGACGGAUCUGCAGAGCGACAAUAAAUACAGAGAAGCCGGUCGAAAAAACGCUUCCACGUGUCUGUACUCACAACUGCCAGAAACCCUGGAGACUCAACACGCUAAAGAAGCGUACCAGCUCCAGAGCCAGGUGAUGUAUAAGGAGGGACAGACGAGUGCGUCCAGCUCUCUGUUCUCCACGCUGCCCGACACGCCGGAGAUCCAGUUGGCCAGAGAGAUGACAGAGACCGUCAGCGAGAAUAAAUACCGCGAGCAGAGCAGGAAGAGCAUCAGCAGCUGCAUUUACUCUCAGCUUCCAGAAACUCCAGAGACGGAGUUCAGCAGGAGCGUCUCUGAGCUGCAGAGUCAGGUGAAGUAUAAGGAGGCCAGUAAGCAGCAGAUGAGCAGAUCUCUGUACCAUCAGCUCCCAGAGACUCCAGAGACUCAACACGCUCGAGACGCCGCACACCUCCAGAGCGAGCUGAAGUACAGGCAGGGCCGGGCGUCUGUGACGGGCAGCAGUUUAUACUCGCUGAUGACUGAGACGCCGCAGAACGAGUUCGUGAAGCAGCAGAUGGAGCUCCAGAGCGAGCUGAAGUAUAAAGCUGACGUGCAGGAAAACUCCAGUAAUCUGUACUCGCUCAUGCCCGAGACGCUGGACACGCAGUUCGCCAAACACGCCGCCGACUUACAGAGUGACGUGAAGUAUAAGGAGGCCAGUAAGCAGCAGAUGAGCAGAUCUCUGUACCAUCAGCUCCCAGAGACUCCAGAGACUCAACACGCUCGAGACGCCGCACACCUCCAGAGCGAGGUGGCCUAUAAAGGCGUCAGGAAGAGCGAUUUCUCAGGCUCCUCCUUCACUGCGGUUCCAGACUCGGCAGAGAUGAAGUUUGUGCAGCAGAUCUCGCACGUGCUCAGUGAGAAAGAGUACCGUGAGGAGGGCCGCAGGAGCCUCUCGUCCAGCGUUUACUCUCAGCUGCCCGACACUCCAGAGACGCAGUUCGUGAGAUCCGUGACGGACCUGCAGAGCGAGGUGAAAUAUAAGGCAUCUGGGAAGCAGCAAGCGAGCGACUCGCUGUACGCCACACUGCCAGAGACGCUGGACACGCAACACGCUAAACACGCCACCGCGCUCAUCAGCGAGGUGAAGUACAAAGAGGACGGCAGACAGAGCUUGACCAGCCCGUUAUUCACUCGACUGCCAGAGACGCUGCAGACGCAGACGGCCAGAGAGAUCGCAGACGCACAGAGCCAGGUCAGAUAUAAGCAGAAGAAUGAUCAGGUCAGUCUGUAUUCGCUCCUGCCGCAGACCGCAGACACAGAGUUCGCCAAACACAUGAGCGACGUCCAGAGUGAGCUUCAGUACAAGCAGGAGGGUAAGAAGGAAGCGGAGAGUAAUCUGUACAGCCUGAUGCCGCAGACGCUGCAGACCGAACACGCUAGAGACGCCUACGAGCUGCAGAGUCAUGUUAAAUAUAAAGAGAAGAACAGAACAGAUGCUUCUCUUUACGCCCUUCUGCCCGAGACUCAGGACACAGAACACGCCAAACACGCCGGAGAGCUGCGCAGCGAGCUGAAGUAUAAAGAGGCCAUGAAGAAGGAUCUGUCCUCACCGCUGUACUCACAGAUGAGCGACACCGCAGAGAGCCAGCGGCUCCGAGAUAUCACCACACUGCAAAGUCAGGUUCAGUAUAAGACUGAAGGACAGAAGCUCACGAGCUCCAGUGUUUAUUCCCAGAUGGCAGAGACUCCAGAGACACAGUUCAUGAAGACAGUGACUGAACUCCAGAGCGAUGUGAAGUAUAAGGAGGCCAGUAAGCAGCAGAUGAGCAGAUCUCUGUACCAUCAGCUCCCAGAGACUCCAGAGACUCAACACGCUCGAGACGCCGCACACCUCCAGAGCGAGGUGAAGUAUAAAGAGAAGGUGAACUCCUCGUCUCUUUACUCGCGUCUGCCAGAGACGCCAGAGACUCGCCGGGCCAGAGAGCUGACGGACGUCUGCAGCAAGGUCAGAUAUGAAGAGGAGGGGAAGAGAGACGUGUCGUCCUGUCUGUACUCACAUCUGCCCGAGACGCCGGAGACACAGUUCGCCAAGCAGCAGAGUGAGCUCCAGAGCCAGAAUCAGUACCGGAGAGAGACGCAGGAGGAUCUGUCUCACUGUCUGUACUCUCAGCUUCCCGAGACGCUGCACACACAGUUCGUGAAGGAGCUGUCGCCGCUCAUCAGUGAGAGCAAAUACAGAGAGUCUGGUAAGAAGGAGAGCAGCACGUCUCUGUAUCACACGCUCCCAGAAACCAAAGACACGCGACACGCCAGAGACGCGGCGGAGAUCCAGAGCGAGGUCAAAUAUAAAGAAGGGAAGAAGCUGCAGUCGAGCAGUGUUUACUCUCAGCUGCCGCACACGCCGCAGACGCAGUUCGCCGCUAAAGUCUCUGAGCUGCAGAGCGAUAACAAAUACAGAGAGGACGGCAGGAGGAGCGUCUCCAGCUGCCUUUAUUCUCAGCUGCCCGAGACGCCAGAGACACAGUUUGCCCGAACAGUGACCGAACUGCAGAGCGACAGUAAAUAUAAAGAGGAAGGAAGGAAGCAGGCGUCUGGUGCUCUGUAUUCGCUGCUGCCGGAGACUCUGGACACGCAACACGCCAAAGACGCCACGAACCUCCUGAGUCAGACGAAAUACAAGGAGGAGGCGAAGAAAGAGGCUUCUACCAGUCUGUACGCUCUUCUACCAGAGACGACUGAGACUCAGCACGCCAAAAACAUCUCUGAACUCCAGAGCGAGAACAAGUACAAGCGGAGCGGCAAACAGGAGAACAGCAGCAGUAUUUACUCUCAGCUGCCGCAAACACAGGAAACACAGUUUGCCAAACAGAUGGCGGAGCUUCAGAGUGACAAUCAGUACCGGAGAGAGACGCAGGAGGAUCUGUCUCACUGUCUGUACUCUCAGCUUCCCGAGACGCUGCACACACAGUUCGUGAAGGAGCUGUCGCCGCUCAUCAGUGAGAAUAAAUAUAAGGAGGAUGGAAAGAAGGAGUUGCAGAAGUGCUUGUACGCCCAUUUGCCCGAAACCAGCGAAACACAACACGCCCGAGAGCUGACACAACUCUACAGUCAGAAGAGCUAUAGAGACUCUGCGGACGCUCAGGUGUGUCUGUACGCUCAGAUGCCGCAGACCAUCGAGACGGUGUUCGCUAAAGAAGUGUCCAAACAGCAGAGUGACAAACUCUACAAAGAGAAGUUUAACUCUGAGAAAGGCAAAUCAACCUACUCACAGAUGAAAGAUCUGCCCGACGUCACACACGCCAUACAGGUCAACAAACACCAGAGCGACGUGGAGUAUCGCCGCGGGAAAGAGGAGCUUCAUAAAUACAGCGCGGUGACGGACAGACCCGACAUCCGCGCCACACACGCCAGUAAACUGGCCAGCGACGUGGCCUACAGGAGUAAAGCGGACGCGUUUGACCAGCGAGCGCUGCUGGAGCGACCCGACAUACGACACGCCAGAGACGCCGCGCGAUUGGCCAGCCAGGUCAACUACAAGCAGAAGUUUGAGAAGGAUCUGAAAGGACAGAAGCCACAAUACAACCCCAGCGAGUGUGUGAGCUUCAGACACACACAGGCCGCGUCGGCUCUGGCCAGUCAGGUGAAGUACUGUCAGAAGAAGCCGCAGGCCGUCACUGAUUUACCCAACCUGCUUCAUCUGGGUCACGCGCUCCACGCCAGCAAACUCCAGAGCAACGUGGAGUACAGGAAGAAGUACGAGGAGUCUAAGGGGCGGUACCUCCUCGCUCUGGACACGGCUGAACAGCGCCACCACAAGGAGAACGCCGUGCUGCACAGUCAGGUCAAAUAUAAAGAAGAAUACGAGAAGAACCGAGGGAAGUCGCAGAUGGAGUUUGUGGACACACAGACAUAUAAAGUGUCCAAGGAAGCACAGAAGAUGCAGAGCGAGAAGGAGUAUCGUAAGGAGUAUGAGAGUCAGAUGAGAGGGAAGGUUCUGCUGGAGGUGGAUCUGACGCCGGCGUAUCUAACGGCCCGUAACGCCAGCAGCCUCGUUAGUGAGAAGGAGUAUCGUAAGGAUCUGGAACAGGAAGUGAAAGGGAAAGGCCUGACGAGUCUGGAGGAAACACCGGAUCUGCUGCGGGUGAAAAACGCUGGACACAUUCUGAGUGAGAAGGAGUAUCGUAAGGAUCUGGAGCGUGAGAUCAGAGGGAAGGGAACCGACGUCACAGCAGACAGUCUGGAGAUCCAGAGAGCGAAGAAAGCGUCUGAGAUCAGCAGCGACGUGUCGUACAGACAGGCGUCUCAGCACAGAGAAUCAUCUUACAGUACAGUGACAGACACACCUGCGCUGCUGCACGCUGCCUACCUGAGAGACGUCUACAGUCAGAAGAAGUACCGUGGUGACGUGGAGCGUCUGAAGGGCUUGUGUUCUGUGGAAUCAGACACACCAGAGAUCCAGAGAGUGAAGAACAACCAGCGCAACAUCAGCGCGCUCUUCUACACGUGGGACUCGCGGCUGAUGAAGGGUCUGACGUCAUCGAUCGCUGACACUCCAGAGAUCAGACUGGCCCGAGAAAACGCCAAGAACAUCAGUGACGUUCAGUACAGGGACUCGGUCGGAUCCGGAACGGCCGUGAGUGACACUCCUGAGAUGGAGCGCGUGCGCAGGAACCAGCACAACAUCAGCGACGUCAAAUAUAAGAAAGCGGUUGAUCCGGUCAGUGUGGGAGUGACACCAGAGCUGGAGCGAAUCAGACAGAACCAGCAGAACAUCAGCACGGUGCAGUACCAGCGCGGUCUGCAGGAGGUCAAAGGUCACUCCUGCUCAGAGUUGGAUACGCCUGAAAUGAGGCGUGUGCGGAAAUCUCAGGACUCUGUUUCCAUGGCGAAGUAUCACGAGGAGUUCGAGCGCUCGCGGGGUCGAGGCGCCACACACACCCUCGAUGAGCAGCACAUGGCACGUCUCCAUGGAGACCAGCUGAUGGGCGCUAGCGACGGUUACCAUGGCAUCCAGCCGCAGGUGGUUGAGAUGGACCGCAGAUCAGCAGGAGCCGCUGAGCUGAAGGUCUGGAGGACUGAUCCGGGAUCCAUCUUUGACUUUGAUCCAGUGGAGGACAAUAUUCAGUCUAAAAGCCUGCGCAGGAUGACGGAGCGUGCCGGCCGUGCCCCCCCGCAGCCGUCUGCGCAGUCGGUGUGCAGUUCUCUGGGCUCAGAUCUCUGGGCCGAUCGCAGCGCGUCCGUCUGCAGCAGCGCGUCUGCAUCGCAGGACCGAUCCGCUUCAGGUGUGUUCCAGCAUCACUCCCAUCAUCCUCCGCAGUACCAGCAGGCUUACGCUCACAUGCAGGCCGUCCGCAGCGUUCGCUCUCCUCCUCACGCAGCCUCCACGCAGAGAGUGUAUCGAGCGCUGUACGAUUACGCCGCGCAGGAUCACGACGAGGUUUCCUUCCGCGACGGAGACGUGAUCGUUAACGCGCAGCCCAUCGACGAGGGGUGGAUGUUCGGCACGGUCCAGCGCACCGGGAAGUCCGGCAUGCUUCCGGCCAACUACGUGGAGUAUUUGCACUGAGAUGGUUCACACGUCCCUCCAGCGUCCGUCUCAGAGGAAGAGUGACGUGUGCACAGCAGGAAGUGAUGUCACCAAACCUGAGAAAAGCUGCUGGUUAUAUUCAUAGGCAAGCUUAUUUCUGCCACAGAAACACAUUUGUAAUUGCUUUUUUUAUAUGAAGAGUUUAUUUGCAAAAACAGAUAACUCGUGUUUUUAUUGUGUUAGCUGUAUUUUUUAGUUAUUUUUUAACCUAAUCAAAGUAACCCGCCUGCAGUUUGAUUGAGAUUCAUUGGAAUGCACGAUGAAAAAACAUGAUUCCUGAAAAUUGUUAAAGAUGGAGUUAUCUGUUUUUACAAAUGAACUCUUCAUAUCUUUUUUUCUUGCAGCUGAAAGUUUAUAUUUCAGUUUAGACUUUUUUCUCUCAGAAUUGCACGUUUAUCUUUCACUGCAAAAAAUGAUCUUCUUAGUAUUUUGUCUUGUUUUCUAGUGUAAAUAUCUACGUAAGAAUCAUUUGUCGCAGUGCAAUUCUCAGAAUUGUGAGAUAUAAACUUGUAAUCUUCAGACAAAAAGUCAAAAUAUCUCACACUUUGAGUUUCUAACUUGACUUUUUUCUCAGAAUUAUGAAGAAAAAUGAUCAAUUGUCAGCUACUUUGUAUGAUUUUUAUUCUGUGGCAGAAACAAGCUUCUGUAUAUUCUGGGCAUGAGAAGAAGAUGAAUUGAUAUUAAUGGAGGAUAAUAAUAAUCAAUAAUUAUUUAACUGAUAGUUGAAUGAGGUUAUAGUUUCAUUUUGAAGUGUUCACGCAGUCACACUAAUGAUCUGUUUUAUAAUGAGGUUUAUGUUCUUGGUCAGUCAUCACACAUCACUAGACUUCAGUCUCGCUGACUAGUUCUGGGAUUAACGAGUAGGGCUGUUAAUUCGGGUUAAGAGCUGAGGGUUCGUUUACUAACCAGUUACAAUGAGUUUAGUUUGUCAGCAGUUCAGAUCUGCACAAAACAAGCCACGUGACGUAGAAAACAAUCAUCUACUGAAUGUAGAAACCACUGUUUUUCUAAUGUUUGUUGAUUUUUAAAGUGUUCUGAAGAGGAAUAAUGGUUAAAUGCGACCAGUGUCGGUGGUUCACUGUUCUGUUCAUCACACACGUGCUGUUCGCUUUAACUAGUCACACUAGUGUGGUUUAUUUACUGUAGAAACAUGCUGAUCUGUCAGCAAACAGGCGUUUGAUCCGCAUGAACAGAGUCUGAUGUGAUCUCAAUCACUCACAGAAGAACCGAACACACAGAAGAUUCAUUCGUUCGUUCAGUUGUUCGUAUAAUUCAGUUCAGAUCUGCUGAUUCAGUCAUCUUUACACUGUAAACAGCUGCAUGUGCUGACAGUCAGAGCUGUAUAUGAUCUGUCAGGUCUUCAUUUCUCCCGAUUGCACUGAUUCAUAUAGUCUGAAUCAGUGAAUCACCGCAGAACGACUCUUUCUGAAUCAGUGAAUCACCGCAGAACGACUCUUUCUGCUCAGAGUUCUGUCAGAUAUUAAGAUGAGUAAAGUAUGUGAUAAAUGCAUGACACUAGAUGAAUUAUAAGCUAAAUAUCAGUAGGUUGUGAGUGUGAUUGUAUGUGUUCGGAUCGCAGGAGGAUGAUGGGAUCGAAGAUUUGAAGUGUUUUAUUUACUUUAUUAUAAAUCCUCUCAUUUAUCGUCACUUUGACCUAUUUACCCACCUCACUGUCUUCUGUUAACAUUAUUUAACCUGUAGUGUUCCACAGUUAUUGAAAUUAUAAUUAAUAAAAGCUUUGUUCAGCA
Molecule: messenger RNA, 8572 nt
Organism: Onychostoma macrolepis
Lineage: Eukaryota; Metazoa; Chordata; Actinopteri; Cypriniformes; Cyprinidae
Product: nebulin-like
Biological process (GO): cardiac muscle thin filament assembly
Cellular component (GO): Z disc
Molecular function (GO): actin filament binding
Source: RefSeq, a predicted model, not a curated record